This is a messenger RNA of Dicentrarchus labrax (European seabass), 5620 nucleotides long. Its product is annotated as zinc finger protein 420-like. The transcript has 2 exons. Bases 478 to 3588 code for a protein of 1036 amino acids. Lineage: Eukaryota; Metazoa; Chordata; Actinopteri; Moronidae. The record is from RefSeq and is a predicted model, not a curated record.
GAAACAGACCCACGGGAGUUGUUGUGGUGCCCGGAAGAAGGAUUGUCAGCAUGGCCGACAUAUUUUCCACUUCAUGCUUUGCUGUUCAGUGUUUUAUUGUGAGAGUGUAACAUGAAAUUAUCCGUGACAUUUUGAAACCGCAGCGCUGCAGUGAGCCGCUCCUCCAGACACCAACGGCUCCUUUCCCACACUGCACUGCUCGGAGCUGCAGCAGCCGUUACACCGCUGCCUGUCUGCCUCUCUCUCUCUGUCUCUCUCUCUCUCUCUCUCUGUCUGUCUGUCUGUCUGCACCAACUGCUCACGUCGUGACUUGUGACCCAGUUUGAUUUGUUUUCCGAGACUGACCUGAGUGGGAUGAAACAUCAGGAGUCUGACCACGGACCAAGGAGGGUUUCAUCCUAAUCCAGUGACUCUUACUGGAGUCAAAGACGAAACAAAAUUGGCCUCAGUGAAAAAAACACACACCAAUAACUAACAAUGGGGGAAGUGACUGUCGAAGUAGAUGAGGAGGUGGCGAAACAUGACUUCUUUUUGGAGCCACUCCCAGAGCCACUACUGAUAAUCCUGUCUCCACCUCCACCUUUCUUACCUGUCCCCGGUGAACCAACCAUGUGUUGGCAGAAGUGGCUUAAAGCUUUCGAACACUACGUUGAAGCGCUCGGUGAAAACGAGCUUAUCGACUACAGUAAGUGUGUGCUGUUACAAAACUGCCUUGGCCCCGAGGGCCAACGUAUCUUCACAACAUUGAUCCAGAAUGAAAGCACAUAUGCGGCAGCCAUCUCAGUGCUGACCGUUUACUUCAGCUCUGAUCACACGUCGCAGAAGUACCGCCUUAAAUUUCAUCAGAGGCGUCAGAUGCCCGAAGAGACUGUAGAUCAGUUUGUGUCUGCGUUAGAAGAACUGCUGAAGCCUUGCAACUAUGGAGACUUACAAGACAAACUUAUCCUGGAUCAGCUGAUUGAGAAAACAAACUGCCAACAACUCAAAGAGAGGCUGCUGUUGGAAAGGGAAUCUCUGACUUUGGACAAGGCUUUAGUUAUCGGUAAAGAGGUUGAAUCUGCUUUAAACGAAUCUGAACUCUUUGGUAUUCACGAAGUUAGUGUGGACAUUGGAGACGAUUUAGACCCUCCUGUUCAAAGAAAGGCCAAAAGAGGGCGUCCUCGGCGUGGUGAGAGCAGGGCGAAAAUCAAAACAAAACCACGCACAACUAAAGCUCAAACAAGAUCAUCUAGAUACAAAGAUAAUUACUAUUACGUUAAUGAUAAGCUAUAUUAUCAGGAUGAAGAUAAGUCCAAGAGUUCUGAUGAGACUAAUCGGCCUUGUGAUAAAUCCAGCGAUAAAACAGAUGAUGAUGAAAAUGAGACCUUAUCAUCAUCACAGAGGAUAAAAGAGGAGGGCUGCGACAAAGCAAGUGACGGUGACGAUGAUGAAGAUGACGACUUUGUCCUUUCUCCGUCUAAACUAAAAGGCCCCUACUGUCCCAUCUGUGUUGACAGGCGCUUCAGAGAUGCGAACAAGCUUGCCAGACAUAUGAGGACGCACACAAAGGAGAAGCCGUUCAUCUGCCCCAUCUGUGCUGUGACCUUCAGCCAGUCAUAUCACAUGACCCGUCACUUGAGGAACCAGCAUGGUGCGGGCCCUCACGUCUGCUCCACAUGUGGGAUAAGUUUAGGGAGCUUUGCAGAGCUGCAAAGUCACAAGAAAACGCACAAGUCUCAAGUUCUGUCGUGUCCCAACUGUCACGAACAGUUUGCUAAUGACGGAGCGUUUUUUGUUCACAUUCUGUCUCAUGAAAAGUCUCCCCAGACAGAGGGACAGGAUUCUCAGCAAAGUGAAGAAGCAGCAAACCGAGAAAUGAUCGAGUCACGUAACAAGGACAGUCAUGAGAGCGAUGAUUGCAACGAUAAUGCUGCUGAGAAUGAUGCAGACUCUUGCAAUAGUGAUUCUCAGGAUAAAGAAUCUGAAGUUAGUGUUAAGACUGAAGAUAAGGACACUGAUGGAGCUAAAUCUCAGGACGGAGGCAGUCAGAAAGAAAAAGUCGCCUCUAAGACUAAAACAAAAGGCCAUUUCUGUCCCAUCUGUGUCGGCAGGCGCUUCAGAGGGCCAAACAAACUCGCCAGACACAUGAGGACGCACACAAAGGAGAAACCCUUCAGCUGCCCUGUCUGCGCUAUGACUUUCAGCCAGUCCUACCACAUGACCCGACACCUGAGGAACCAGCACAGCUUGGGCCAGUACAUCUGCUCUAAAUGUGGGAAAAGUUUAGGUAGCUGGCUGGAACUGAAGGCACACAAGAAGACUCAUGCCGUUGAAGGCCUGACGUGUCUUGCAUGUGAUAAACAGUUCAAGGAGAAGGCUGCACUUGUGAGUCAUCUGAAAUUACACAAGAAGGUCCAGUCCAGCCCUCGAAGCCUCAUCUGUGGCGAUUGCGGCAAAGUAUUUGGUCGAAUGUAUCAUUUGAAAAGGCACAUAGUGACCCAUCGUAAAAGUUCGAACGGUGAGUGUUACACCUGCCCCGAUUGUCAGAAGAAUUUUGCCUUCCCAGAAGACCUCAACAAACACUUGGAGAUUCACGUGAAAGAAAACAAUGGGACUUGUCCGAAAUGUAACGAAACCUUCGGUAGUUCAGAAGAACUAGAGACGCACAUGAGAGUUCAUGAAAAGUCGUACCCCUGCAGCACCUGUGGGAAGAAGUUCAAGGUCGAGUACGCGCUGAAGAAGCACGAGCAAAGUCACCAAGACGAACAGUAUUAUUGUUCGUUGUGCCGCAAACGCUUCAUCAAGCUGUCUCACUACAAGAGGCACAUAAUGGUCCACGACAGGCGGGAAUCCAGAUGUCCACACUGUGACAGCGUCUUUCUACAGUUAACAGCUUUGAAGUAUCACCUGCGGACUCAUACAGAAGAAAGACCAUACCAGUGCUCCUGUUGUAUUGAGACUUUUGAGGAGAAGGAAGAUCUAGAGCAGCACUGCCUCAAACACAGGAAAUUCAAGAGGGAGCGUCCGUACUCGUGCACCCGGUGCGAUUUGGCUUUCUCUACCCUAAUUGAGCUGACCGAACACAUGAGCUCACAUGAGGGUGAACAACCGUUGAACUGCCCCGUCUGCGGCAGAACAUUCCUGAACAAGAACAAGCUGGAGAAGCACCUGAGCAUCCACACGGGGGAGAGACCUCACCUCUGCUCCGUCUGCGGCAACGGGUUCCCCUCAGCCGCCAGCCUCAAGUUGCACAUCCACAUCCACACCGGAGAGAAACCCUUCCAGUGUUCGCAGUGCAGCAAGAGCUUCAGGUCAUCCAGCGGGCUGCGGCUGCACAGCAGGCAGCACAUGGAGGUGCGGCCGAGCUACGAGUGCCCCGAGUGCGGCAGAACUUACGGUCGCAUGACGGAGCUGAAGAUGCACCAGCGAUAUCACACGGGGGACAAACCGUACGCAUGCACCUGCUGCAACAAACGCUUUAUUAGCAAAGACAAACUGAACGUCCACAUGAGGAUACACACAGGGGAGCGACCGUACUCCUGCCCCCACUGUGGACAGACAUUUACACAGACUGGGGACAGAAACAGACACAUCAGUAAAUACCACUAGUUAGAUUCUGUUGUAACAGAACUCCAGUGAAGCUUUGGUUGUUGCUUUUGAAUGAUUGCACCGUUAGUUUUGCAUGUUUGUAGGGGUAGGUAGCAUUAAGAAUCAAUUCACAUUCACUCUCUUCUCAUAUUAUUUGAUAAAGAAAAAUGAAUUAAGAUAAGCUGAAGCUAACUUGGGCAGAGUUAGGCUCCCAUGAACACUAAAUUAUCAUGAAUGAUGAAGUUAUGUGAUAGCGUAAAAGCCUUCAAUAAAUCAACCAAUGUUCAGUCACCACCUCUUGGACACACGUAUCAGCAAAUAAAUUAGAACAUACUCCUCAAUAACUUACUUUAAGAAAACAUUUAUUUCUGGAAAAGGCCUUUUCUUAACAAGUCAAACUUCUCAAAUGUUUAAUGUCUAAAAACAAGCAGUCCUAACAGAACUUUACAAAAAUAAAAUCGUCCUAACAUUAGGGAUGUCAUGAGAACCGAUACUUUGGUACCAAGUUGUUACCAAUAUUUUGAAAACUUGACGGUACUUCUUUUUCUGCAGUACCAAAGGUAUCGAGGAUGCGAUUCUCCCAGACCUGACAGCGCAGCAUAUACGCCAACAUGCAGCUGUUUGUGCACGGUGGUCCCUGAGCAACUGUCUGCUCCGUCUGUGUCUCUGUCGCUGUGCUGUGUGUGUGUCUGUGUCUGUGCACACUCACCACGCCAGUGCAAGUGAAACGAAAGCCCCACGGAAAAAAAUCCAGCAAAUAAGAGUAAUUUAUUAAUGUAAUCUACGCUAAAGAUGUACAGAUGAGGCAAAAUAAACACUCAGCAGAAUCCAGUUCAUUCAGGUAACUCAGGUAAAGGCUGCACUGAAGCAACAAACACUGCAAGAGAGAGAAACUCCCUCCAGACAGUGACCAGAUCAAAAAAGAUUACAGUUAACUACAGGUAAAUAAUAAUCAGGACUCUGUAUCAGCAGACACUCAAAAUUGAACGGGCGUUUAGGGCAAAAAAAACUUGAUUUGGACAUUUUUAUCGUGGUAAGAAUUGGUAUUGAGAAUCAUGUAAUUUCACUGGUAUUGGUAUCAACUACAUUUCUGGUAUCGUGACAUCCCUACCAAACAUUUACAGACUGUCAAAACGUAGCCUAAAUAAAGAGGAGUAAAAAAAUAUAUUUUGGUGCUUGACAAUUUUCAGUACUUGGUGCUACAAACACAUUUCAGUCACUACCGAAGUAAUUAGGGCUGUGUUAUUGGAUUUAACUGGGGUUUCUGUUUUUCUGGUCGCUGUCUGGGUGACGAUAUAAGUGUUACAGAUUAUUAUCAUUCAGUUUCUCAACCACUUACUAUUUAAUAUUUACUGCUUUCUGCAAAAGUUCCAUGUAGACAAACAGUUAACAGAAUCGUUACACUUACAUUUGGAUUAUCGAUUGUACUUUUAUGGUCUGAUAUCUAACAGCAACUUUCUCAUUGCAGGAAACUACCAAAUCCACUUCCACGACUUCACGUUAUCUGGGUUUGAUUUUCAGAAAACAGCUGCAUAGCUUGCAGUGCAUUUUGUUGGCGUACUUUUUACUUACUGUAUCGUGGGAUAAAACAUGCCAAACCACUGAUUCCUCUGUGCAAUAUGAGCCUUAAUUGUUGCCAUCCAAACAGGUUGUCACAGCUCACCCCCUAAUACAAAAUCUCUGCAUGAGGGUUUAGUCCUUGUAGCUCACCCCUCUCACCCUGUGCCUGACGCGCCCUCCCCAUACAGCACUUGAACCCCAUCUUUCCCAACAAACUCACACGAGUGACCGGCAUGCUAAUGGUUCUUUGACGUCCAGAGAUAUUUCCACAGUUUGCCUUGUAGAUUCGUCAAAAAACGGAUAUUAUCAUGGUCACUCAAGUAACACUAAAAGGUGUUUCAGUACUUGUUGUCCUCCCCACCACAGUAUGUGUUGUCAUAUUAUGUUUGCUUUGUUUCACUUUUUGAAAUCCUUUUGUUUAGGCUUCUCUGUAACCAAGCAUUUUGUAACUGUUUAGAAAAGUGCCAUAAAAAUUAAACUAUUAUUCACUCUA